AUGGAGCUCGAUCCUCGUCUUGGCGCAACUGGCGAUAGAGCCUCAGCAUUAGCAAAUUUCGGUGUGGAGGCAACGUCAAGACCAUCGCCGGUCCAUCAUGUCCCUCAUAGCAAUAGUGCUCUGAUACCAGUCCACGGCGUACAGGAUGAUCACAACAGUGCCGAGAACACCCCCAGCGCAUCGACCGAAAAUCGAGAUACGCCACAACAUCAAAGCCAACAGCUUCACGAUGCCGAACACGACGGAGAUGGAACCGAUCCGAAGCGACCGAGGGCCUGUGAGGCAUGUCGUGGGCUGAAGGUUCGCUGCGAACCGGAUCCCAAUGACGAGGGACCUUGUAAGAGGUGCCGGAAAGCUGGAAGGAAUUGCGUCGUGACAAUGCCAACACGAAAGCGCCAGAAGAAGACCGACAGCAGAGUGGCUGAGCUGGAAAAGAAAAUCGAUGCCUUGACAGCGAGCUUGCAAGCAAGAGCGGCACCUGGAGGAGGCCAGGCGCAUACGCAAAACCAAGGUCACGGCUGGGGAGAGUCUCCUGGAAAUGUUGCGCCUAAACCACCCAAUGAAUCAAACACAGCCACUUCUUCUCACAAUAACAUGAAAUGGCGAACCCCCGGGCAAACCCCUGCAUGGGGAUCGUUUUCAUCGGCACAAUCUCCCAUGCCGUUGAUGCCGACCGUGGAACAAACAACAGAUCGCGCAUCCCCAGCCCAGUCCACGGCAGCACUAGCUACAGCAGCCACUGGGCAAAAGAGGAAGUUUACAGAUGGCCGUGAAGGCUCAUCUGAACAGCUUGCUACUGAGGAAACACCAGCCGAAGCUCUGGCGGCUUAUCUCACAAGGGCAAAGGGUGGUGAUAUCGUAGACCGUGGUGUUAUCACGAUGGAGAAAGCUGUUGAGCUAUUUGCUCGUUAUAAUGACCAUAUGAUUUCACACCUGCCAGCUAUUAUCUUCCAACCUGGUUUCACGGCAUCCGAGCUCAGAAAAACAAAACCUAUACUGUUUCUGGCCAUCAUGGCAGUGGCCUCUGCUGAGUCCCCCACUCUCCAGAAGGUGCUUCAAAAAGAGAUGAAGCUCACAUUCGCCGAAAAGGUGAUGCUUUCGGGCGAGAAAGGCUUAGAGCUAGUGCAAGCACUCAAUGUAGCCGUGAUCUGGUAUUGGCCACCAGAACAUUUUGAGGAGCUGAAGUUUUAUCAGUUAGUCCACACGGCGGCUGUUAUGGCCAUCGAUAUUGGACUCGGCCAGAAAUUGAAGCAGCGCCGUGGAAUAGUCGUGCCUGAUACCUGGCGUCCUAACCCAAGUACCGGACCAGGUGGCCAGAGCCGUCGAUGGGCACCCCCUGAUCCAACAAGCAUAGAGAGUCGUCGUACAUGGCUGACAUGCUAUUUCCUGGCAACCAAUACUUCUAUGGCCCUCCAUCGACCGAAUCUCAUCCGAUGGACCCCCUUCAUGGAAGAGAGCCUUCAUCUUUUGCAGUCGUCGCCAAACGCUGCGCCAACGGAUGCUUACUUCUGCCACCUGGUCUGGACACAUCACCUUUCCGAGCAAGUUAAUGUGCAGUUCUCUCUCGAUGACCCGACAUUUGACGUCCAUAUCUCAGAAACGAGAACACAGCAUAUCCUCAAAGGCCUCGAAAAGGACCUGAAACGGUACAGAGAGAAGGUCCCCCCUGAGUUGCUACAACCGACGCUUCUGAUAAGUUUCGGCGUCCUCAAUUUGUACAUGCACGAGGUGGCCUUACAGGCUCGUACAAGCGAACCUCUGCGGCCUCCAUUCUCAACAAGCUCUCUCCAGGAAGGGCUUGUAGGGGGGGAUAGACUAUCCCCAGCACAUAUCAGUGCUAUAUCCGUAUGCCUCGGUUCUAUCAAAGAAAUGCUUGGCACAUUUCUAGCCAUGGACGUUUUCAGCAUACGCUGCUUACCUGUGUUCAACUUUGUCCGGGUCGCAUAUGCCGUCGUUAUGCUCAUCAAGCUCUACUUCUCGGCCUCAGCCGCAGGCUCAGAGCUAGGCCGCGUUAUUGAUAAGGAAGAUAUGCAAGUCGGAAAGUAUCUUGAUAACCUGCUUGACAAAUUCCGCGCAACUGCAGCGGAGGAUAGUUGUCGCCCAGCAGCCAAGUUCCUUGUGGUACUUGUUAUGCUUCGUAGCUGGUUUUAUAGACAAGCUGAGUCGGAAGCCAAAGAAUCGAAGCCACUUCCAACAGCUUCCGCGAUAACACCAUCUCCUUCGCAGGCACAACAGCAGCCUCCCCUACCUGCCAACGUUUCGGCACCACAACCUUCUGACCACGCAUCUACGGCCAACACUCCACUCCAACUCCUUUCAGAAGUUGCUACCGGAGCAGGCUCCCGAAACCGUGACUCUUCAGCUAGCAGGCCUUCGAUGGUUGGAUGGGGCUCAAACAUGCCGCAGCCUCCGCAGCCCUUCUUCCAUGACACCCCCGAUAACAAUUCAAGCUCUACCGCCUCCAUGCCCUACCACAACGAGCCAUUCCCCGCAGAUUUGGCUGCCGCAAUGGCGCCCGCAAUGCCAUCACUACCCCCCACAGCGGAUGGGAUGGGCGGCUAUAACUCUGGAGAUCUUCUUGACUUUGCAGGCUGGGAUCUGGAGGGCAUGGGCAUGGGCAUGGGCUCGCAGGGGAUGUGGGAAGAUGGGAUGCGUAUUUUCCUCGAGGAGCCCUGGUUUAACACCAUGUUCCAAGGCAACCCACCAGUUGGCAACAACGCCAUGAACUUCUGA
This is a messenger RNA of Fusarium mangiferae, 2733 nucleotides long. RefSeq lists its product as uncharacterized. Gene Ontology annotation, cellular component: nucleus. NCBI's taxonomy places the organism in Eukaryota, Fungi, Ascomycota, Sordariomycetes, Hypocreales, Nectriaceae. Gene Ontology annotation, biological process: DNA-templated transcription; regulation of DNA-templated transcription. Bases 1 to 2733 code for a protein of 910 amino acids. The record is from RefSeq and is a predicted model, not a curated record. Gene Ontology annotation, molecular function: zinc ion binding; DNA-binding transcription factor activity, RNA polymerase II-specific; transcription cis-regulatory region binding. The transcript has 2 exons.